Messenger RNA from Rhizophagus irregularis DAOM 181602=DAOM 197198, 815 nucleotides. The record is from RefSeq and is a predicted model, not a curated record. NCBI's taxonomy places the organism in Eukaryota, Fungi, Glomeromycota, Glomeromycetes, Glomerales, Glomeraceae.
AAAAUGUGAUAAUAAAGGACCAACUUUAGUUAUAAUGAGAAUAAGUGGUACGGAUCAUAUUAUUGGAGGGUAUAAUCCAACUUCAUGGCAAUCUCAAUCUGGUUGGAUUACAACAAGAGAUAGUUUUAUAUUUUCUUUAGGUUAUGGAUCAAAUCCACAAUCACAAUUAUCACGUAUUUUACAACCUGAAAAAGCAAUUUGGAAUUCAGCUACUUAUGGACCAUGUUUUGGAGAUGGAGAUUUAUGGUGUGUAGAAAAUUUAUCUAGAGAUGAACAAUGUUCUUCUAAUUCAAAAUCUUAUAGACAAGGUAUUUGUGAUACUAUUAUAAAAAGUUUAACAGGGGAAUCAUCAUCAAAUGAUGAAAAAAGAUGGAGUUCAACUACAUUCGGUUUAGGAGCAUCAUUUUCUUCAACAAAUUCAAAUGAUAUUUGGGGAAAUGAAUGGAAUCUUACGAAUAAUGUUACUACAUCUUCACCAACGGAUGAAUAUGAAGUAUUUCGUAUUAGUAGAACUGAUACUUAUAAAUCUAUUAAUCAAAGAAAAUUUCGACGUGGUAAAAAAAGAUUAACUUUAGUUGAAAAAUAUCAUACCGCAGUAUCCGAUAGUGAUUAGGGAUAUAAUUUCUUAAGUAACAAUAUGUAAAAUAAAUAAAUACAUGGGUAUUUUUUUUUUUUAAAUUAUGUAAUAUGAUUAUUAUCGACGUAUUUGAUUAACGCGAUUUUACGUAAAUAUUUUUUUACACAUAAAAAAGUUUCAAAAAAGUUUUUACCGAGUUUCAGAUAUAUGUGAGUGAUUGUGAGUGAUUAUAUAAUAU